Messenger RNA from Vitis vinifera (wine grape), 2582 nucleotides. RefSeq names its product protein WVD2-like 5. The record is from RefSeq and is a predicted model, not a curated record. NCBI's taxonomy places the organism in Eukaryota, Viridiplantae, Streptophyta, Magnoliopsida, Vitales, Vitaceae. Gene Ontology annotation, molecular function: microtubule binding. The transcript has 9 exons. The coding region runs from base 833 to 2152 and encodes 439 amino acids.
AUUCUCUCUCUAAAAACCGUAUCCAUUUUGAUGAGAGAGAGAGAGAGGGUGGGGGGGAGAGAGAGAGAGAGUGACCUGGAAUAAUGGAUUUGAAAGCCACUCUCACACACAGCAACCCUUGAGCGUUUUGAACAUCAAACACGCAGCUUCAGGGUGUUUUUGAAAAAAAAUAAAGGAAAAUAGUACUGUCGAGAAGAUCCGUUUUGUCGAUUCGGGCCUUUUGAACCCGAAAUAUCGCUGCAUUAGGGUUCGGAUUCUCCGAUCCGCCGAGCCAACCUUAUCUCUCAGAUCCUUGGAAGCCGCUCUGCCGAUGGUGUUUUGAUGAUCGUGUAUGCGUUGUAGGUGAGUAGAGUUGUGCCGUUUGGUUUCUAAGGAAAUGUAGGAAAGGGAAAUUUUGAAAUGUUUUUGUUUUACUCUUGGUUUUAUGGCAUCGGCGGUUUUGUUUCGCUUUCUGUUGUUCCCUCCGCACGCAAACGGAGUGGUUCUUUUUUUAGUAGUAGAUCAAUGUGAAAAGAUUAGUUCAGUUUUAGGAAAUGUUUUGGCGUUUUCGCUGUUGAUGUGGAGAUGCUGUUUUUUUGGUUGAAUCGUGGUGUUUUUGAGAAUCGGAUAAUUUGAUUCGUAACGAUCUAAUCGAGUAUAUUCCCCUUUGUGCUUUUGUUUGGUUCAUCAUUCAUUGAUUUGAUUUUGUUGGUUAAUUUCACUGUUCUUGGAUUAAUUCAUGCCCUAAUCAACUUAGUGCUUGGUUUGGUUGCUGAGGAAAUAUAGGGAAUUGAAUGAAAUUGAAAUUUUUGAUGUUUUGGAGUUUCAUUGUUCAGUGCACAGGCGAAAUAAAAUGACCACCACUUUGCUGUUUGUGAUGGAUGUGGAUGAUCUUUUACCUGUUAAUGGGCUUGAGGAGGGCCAUCAAAAUGGAAUUCAUGAGCAACUUUCUGCUGCUGGAGGGGAAGGUGUUAUUCCAGAGAAAGUGAAUGGGAAUCUUGAUCUUAGCACAGAGAGUGCAGGGAUGAAUGGAAAUGCAGAAAAUGUUGGCAUGUGGGAUGACAAUGGAAUCAUUAACGCUUCUACUGCAGAAGUUGGAGAGGGAUCACAUAUCCGUGCAAGAGUCAAUGGAUUGACCAUUUCUGAGGAUUUGGAAGUGGAAGAUGCUGAUCCAUCAAAGCAUUCCAAACCACAGAAAGGUCAAGGGAAGAGCAGUAAAGAGAAACUUUCGAGCCCCAAACAUGCAGGGACUACUUGGGUGAAGAAGAAAGAUGGGAAAGAUGAAAUUGUGACUUCUGCUAGUACCAAUGGUUCUCUUGCCUCUAUUUCACGCCCAAAACAAACUCUCAAAAGUAGAUCGUUCAGUGAUAAGCAGGACCAUCUAUCCAAGCAAUCUAAAAACUCUGAGGCAGCAUCUUCUACCUCAAAUAUGAUACAGCCUGAAGGCCGUGCGGAAAAGACAAGACUGAAGCCUGUGAAACUGGGAGCCCCUACUGUGUCUGAUGUGAACACAAAAUCUCCGAGUCCCACAGAAGAUACAAAACCUCGUAGAGUUGCUGCACUUCCAUCCUACAAUUUCAGCUUUAGGUGUGAUGAACGAGCUGAGAAAAGAAGAGAGUUCUAUACUAAACUUGAGGAAAAGACUCAUGCAAAGGAAAUAGAGCGGACUAACUUGCAAGCUAAGUCCAAGGAAACUCAAGAAGCUGAGAUUAAGAUGCUUAGGAAGAGUUUGACCUUUAAAGCAACGCCCAUGCCAAGCUUCUAUCAGGAACCCCCACCUCCUAAAGUGGAAUUAAAGAAGAUACCACCAACAAGAGCCAAAUCUCCCAAGCUUGGUCGAAAGAAGAGUUCUCCUGCACCAGAAUCUGAGGGAAGCAGUAGCCAUCGAUCAGGCCGGUUAAGUCUGGAUGAGAAAGUGUCCCAGAACAACCCUGCCAAAGGAAUUUCCCCUGGCCAUCCUAAGAAACCGCUGCGGAAGUCCCUUCCCAAACUGCCUUCUGAAAGGACCAACUUAUCCAAAUCAACAAAUGAAGCUGCAUUUCUCAGCCAACAGCAGGAGCCGGUUCAAGUUCCUGAUCCUAGCAAAUCUCAGCCUGAUGCAGAUGACAAGUCAGAGGUUGAAGAGCAAGCUCAGCAGACCAUGUUUCAGGAACCCAGUGCAUUGGAGUGUUAGGCACAGCAGCUUUUGAAUUGGAUGCGCAUUUACAGAGCCCUUGACUCCAUUUCGCCUAAAAUAAGAGAGGUAUAAAUAAGAUUUAAAUCAUCUAUUGAUGAAGGCGUGAAGGAUUAUGCAUCAUUAUGGGUUGUAACGUCGUCUUGUCCAUAGUCAGCAGCAAGGUUUGGUUGUUUCGUGUGCUUUCUUUCAAGAUUGCUGGUCUGGUUGUUGGAACUCUGCAUUCCUGCUUGCUGCUCUGUAUGUUGCUUAUGUCAAGUUGUUGUCCUAAAUUAUGUUGUUUCAGUAUGCUUUAGUUGGUUGGUUAUUGAACGAGUUUGGGAAAAUUUUGGGAAAAAUGUGGCCUUAGAUAGUUCUUAAUUCAAAGUAUUGCCUGUUACUCUGAUGAAAAAUUCAGGUAUUGUUAUUUUAAGUGGUGUUGUUAAUUUUA